Striga hermonthica is the source of this 549-nucleotide messenger RNA. The record is from the annotation of a GenBank genome assembly. NCBI's taxonomy places the organism in Eukaryota, Viridiplantae, Streptophyta, Magnoliopsida, Lamiales, Orobanchaceae.
AUGUUAGAUAUUGUGCUCAGUACUCUUUUGGAAACCAUACCAAUUGGUGUCCAUCUCGGCCAGAGGCUCCAGUUCCUGUCGCCACACCUUUUCACCCCCAGAAGCGGGUUUUAUUCCUCAGCCGGAAACCCGACCACAACCCGGAAACCAUCGGCAGGCCCAAAUCGGUCCGUGAACCACGUUAGAAUGACAAAAUAUAGGAUAGUUGGAGUUGGGAUGAUGGGAAGAGAGCAUCUCAUUAAUCUUUACCACCUCAAGAAUGAAGGUGUUGUCGUGGUCGCUAUAGCCGAUCCCCACGUGCCUUCCCAACACCAGGCCUUGAAUCUUGCAAACUUUCACCCAACACCCCACAAUGUCUUGGUGGAAAAGCCGCUCUACACAACUGCUACAGACUGCAAAAAGGUCAUAGAUGCUGCUGCGAAGAGACCGGAUGUUCUAGUACAAGUCGGGUUAGAAUACAGAUACAUGCCGUCUACCGCUAAAUUGAUUGAUUUGGUGAAAGAUGGAGUUUUGGGACGAGUCAAGAUGGUUUCCAUUCGGGAACACUGA